Messenger RNA from Candidozyma auris, 837 nucleotides. RefSeq names its product FMN adenylyltransferase (gene FAD1). Gene Ontology annotation, molecular function: FMN adenylyltransferase activity. NCBI's taxonomy places the organism in Eukaryota, Fungi, Ascomycota, Pichiomycetes, Serinales, Metschnikowiaceae. The coding region runs from base 1 to 837 and encodes 278 amino acids. The transcript has 2 exons. Gene Ontology annotation, biological process: FAD biosynthetic process. The record is from RefSeq and is a predicted model, not a curated record.
AUGACUCAAAAGCAGCACAGAGAGCUAUGCAGCUUUCUUGUCAGAUGCGAACAAGCAUACAACUUGGUGCAUGAUUUCCUCAAUGAUACUUUACCCCAUGGCAUGAUAUCUGCUAGAGCAAGAGGCUACACUUAUCGUCCGCAACGUCGUCUGAUAGUUAAAGAGAAAGUGAAGAAAUCAUUAGAGGUGCUUGAAGCUUGCAUCGAAAGACAUAAUAUCGAAGAGAUAGCUAUCUCCUACAACGGAGGAAAGGACUGCUUGGUCAUGCUCAUUUUGCUAUUAGCAACAAUACAUAAGCGCUUUCUGUCUGAAACAUUCACAAAUCCAUCACUCAACUUACUACCUAAAGAUUAUAGACUUGACUCCAUAUACAUUAACUCCGAAGAACCAUUUCCCGAGGUUCUGAAGUUCAUCAUAGACUCCACGGAAUAUUAUAGCCUUAACCCUAUCACCAUAAAGUCAACUUUGAAGGAGGGCUUCCAAACCUACUUAGAUGAAAAUCCUAAAAUCAAAACUAUCGUUGUUGGCAUAAGAUAUGCCGAUCCAUAUGGUUCCAUGCUUCAAUACGAGCAAACGACAGAUGAUGGAUGGCCAAAGUUUCUUCGCAUACAUCCCAUUUUACAUUGGCAUUAUGUUGACAUUUGGGACUUCAUCAUAGGUUGCGAUUUGGACUACUGUCCGCUCUAUGACAAAGGUUACACCUCGAUUGGUGGCGUUGACACUACGACUCCCAACGAAUUCCUCAAAAUAGGGAACAAAUUUUUGCCAGCAUACAUGCUUGAAGAGUAUGCUGACGAGCGAGAACGCUUAGGGCGCAAUAGUAAGCAAAGAAAGUAG